Clunio marinus is the source of this 1764-nucleotide messenger RNA. The record is from the annotation of a GenBank genome assembly. Lineage: Eukaryota; Metazoa; Arthropoda; Insecta; Diptera; Chironomidae.
AUGAAUUAUGACGACGUGUUGGUACAUUUAGGAAAAUUUGGUUCAUAUCAGAAACGAAAUUACAUUUUAUUGUGUCUUCCGGUUAUUUUGUGUGCAUUUCAUAAGCUUGCAGGUGUUUUUCUUCUCGGAACACCAGACCAUCGAUGUAGACUAGAAGGCGAACCAAUUAACUCAACAUUUAAACUCCCUGAAAGUAUUGUAAAUGUUUCAUUCCCUUUCAAUUCAAAAGAAAAUUCAUUUUCACGAUGUGAAUAUUUCGCCGACAAUUAUUUUUCACCCAAUGAUUCAUCGCAUGAAAUCGUCAAAUGCUCGGAUUUUGUUUGGGACACGUCAAAAUAUGAAAGUUCAGCAGUUAAAUCAUUUCAUUUGAUAUGUGAUCAUAGCGAUUUAAAACCACGAUCAGAUGCUUUGUUAAUGGUGGGUGUGUUCAUCGGAAGUUUUACUUUCGGUCACCUGUCUGAUAAAUAUGGAAGGCGAAUUGUGUUUGUUCUUUCAUUAGUGUUUCAACUCAUUUUCGGUGUUUUGAUUGCCAUAGCACCGGAAUUCAUCACAUUUACAAUCUGUAGAAUGAUCGUUGGUGCAACAACCUCCGGAGUGUUUCUGGUUGCGUAUUGUCUGUCUCUAGAAAUGGUUGGAAAAGAAUCCCGGAUGGUUGCUGGUGUCACUUUUAUGAUGUUUUUCUCAUCGGGUUACAUGUUGAUGGGUGGAUUUGCAUAUUUUCUACCCGACUGGCGAUGGUUUCAAGUUGCUAUUACAUUGCCUGGUGUGAUUUUCUUAUUCUACUGGUGGUUCAUUCCUGAAUCAACUCGUUGGCUUCUGGCUAACAAUAGAAAAGACGAAGCGAUUAAUCAAAUUCAAAGUAUUGCAAAGUCAAAUAAUGUCGUCAUUCCCCAAGAUGUUCUCGAUAAAGUCGUCGAAGCAGAGUCUGAAAGUGGAUCAAAUUCUGGCGGGUUAAAUAAUUCGAAGCCUUCAAUUUUGGAUUUAUUCAAGACACCAAAUCUAAGGAACAAAUCAUUGUUGAUAUUUUUCAACUGGUAUGUGAUAUCUGGUGCUUACUAUGGACUCUCGUGGAGUUCUGGUUCAAGUUUAUCAGGCGAUCCAAUCAUUAAUCACGUUCUUUGUGGUGCUGUUGAACUUCCUGGAUAUAUUGUGUUGCUUUUAACACUCAACCGAUUUGGAAGAAAAAAGAUUUUGUCAGGAAAUUUAAUUUUCGCUGGUACAACUUUGAUUCUUUCACUUAUUGUGCCUCAAAAUAAUCAUUGGCUUGUGUUGGGAUUGACUUUGCUUGGAAAAAUGAGCAUCACAGCAAGUUAUGGCACAAUUUACUUGUUUUCUGUCGAACAAUUUCCAACAGUUAUAAGAAAUGUUGCACUUGGAGCGGCCAGCAUGUCUGCACGAGUCGGUGGAGUUUCAGCACCUUACUUAAUUUAUUUAUCUCAAUUCUGGAAGCCUUUGCCGAUUCUGCUCUUCGGAGUAACUGCAUUUAUUGCAGGAUUUCUUUCAACCUUUCUUCCUGAAACUCACAACGUUCAACUCCCUGAAACAUUGGCUGAUGGUGAAAGACUUGGCAAGAAUCUUUCUGAUGUGAAAGCUCACGAACUUUCAUUUCUCAACAAAAAAAUGCCUAAUGGGAACAAUUAAAUGAUUUAACUUAUCUUAAGAUUGUCAACAUAAAUACUUAAAUAGAUUAGAAAACAUUCCGCGACUUAUCUUAGAAUUAUUCUUUUCUUUUAUUUGUAAACGAAUUUUAAGAAAAUAAAACAG